Molecule: messenger RNA, 1344 nt
Organism: Malania oleifera
Lineage: Eukaryota; Viridiplantae; Streptophyta; Magnoliopsida; Santalales; Ximeniaceae
Product: glutathione S-transferase DHAR3, chloroplastic
Exons: 6
Coding region: 104-1027 (307 amino acids)
Biological process (GO): ascorbate glutathione cycle; cellular oxidant detoxification; protein glutathionylation
Molecular function (GO): glutathione dehydrogenase (ascorbate) activity
Source: RefSeq, a predicted model, not a curated record
AACAUAAGACGAUUUCCCAAACUUUCGUAAGUUCGGGAACGGACCAAAAUGAUCAGGAGGUGGAAAUCUACAACGGCCUUUUCCCAAUUUCCACCUUUCCCCGAUGCAACCAAAACCUCAUCACUUAAACCUUCGACUCAACACAAAUACGAAAACAAAAACGAAGAAACAGGAACACCAACGUAAACACUUCCGGGUAUUUCCUGUGACAAUGUCGACGGCCAAAUUGUCACCUGCGACUUCCGCUCUGUCCUCCACAAUCAGACGCCUUAAUUGCAACCUCCUGCUGCCCCAAAACUGCGCCGUUUUCAGGCACAACUCGAACCGUCUGAGACCACAUAGGAGCUGCAGAAGGAGCUUCACUGUUGCAUUGUCUUCGGCGGCGAGCCCUCUCGAGGUCUGCGUCAAAGCGUCCACCACCACCCCCAGCAAGCUCGGCGACUGCCCCUUCUGUCAAAGGGUUUUGCUCACUUUGGAGGAAAAGCAUAUUCCAUAUGACAUGAAGUUGGUAGAUUUGGUUAACAAGCCAGAUUGGUUUUUAAAAAUCAGUGCAGAUGGUAAAGUUCCUGUAAUAAAAUUUGAAGAGAAGUGGGUUGCGGAUUCAGAUGUUAUCACACAGUCACUAGAAGAAAAAUACCCUAAUCCGCCUUUGGGAACACCGCCUGAGAAGGCUUCAGUGGGAUCAAAGAUCUUCUCUGCAUUUAUUGGUUUCCUUAAAAGCAAAGACCCCAGUGAUGGAACAGAACAGACAUUACUAAAUGAGCUAUCUGCUUUCAAUGAUUAUAUCAAGGAUAAUGGCCCUUUUGUCAAUGGGAAGGAAAUUUCUGCAGUUGACUUGUCUCUUGGACCAAAAUUGUACCAUUUAGAGAUUGCUUUGGGGCAUUAUAAGAAGUGGACAGUUCCAGAUUCACUCCUGUACCUGAAGUCUUACAUGAAGAUUAUAUUUUCCAUGGAUUCUUUCAUUAAAACGCGAGCUCUGCCAGAGGAUGUCAUUGCAGGAUGGCAGCCAAAAGUCAUGGGGGCUUAAAUUGUCUACAGUUUUGACUCGCGUCCCACUUCCCAAGCAGUUCAACAGGUUUCUGCCCUUCUUUUCAUGAAAUAUAUGUGAAAAUGGCAUAAGUCCUGAGAACCAUUUUUACCCUUGUUUCCCAUUUAUUGUAGCCUUUAUUACUAUCCAAACAAGAACAAUGUACUGCACAUCUGUAAAUCAUGCAUAUAUCCAGAAACUUUGUCCAGAAACCUUCCUCGUUUGCCCAGAAGCAAGUUCUGCUUUCAGAACUCCUUGUACCAAGUCUGUCUUCUGUUUUGAAACGGGUAUGGAUGGUAAGUUUUUUAUCUGUCUCA